Messenger RNA from Xenopus tropicalis (tropical clawed frog), 1613 nucleotides. It is a transcript of the gene ankrd60, whose product is annotated as ankyrin repeat domain 60. The transcript is spliced from 4 exons. Bases 393 to 1181 code for a protein of 262 amino acids. NCBI's taxonomy places the organism in Eukaryota, Metazoa, Chordata, Amphibia, Anura, Pipidae. The record is from RefSeq and is a predicted model, not a curated record.
CUAAAAUCAAUGAAUGGCAAGAAACACUUGCUGGUAAUGAAACAGUUAAGCUGUUUGUCUAGGAGUGGCUAUUUGUUUGUCCUCGGAAAGUGUGUGCUUCUCGUUGCUUAGUAACCAGCUGCUGGGGACAAUAUGGCCUAGCAGGGCAGCUUUAGUGGAUGGAAGGAGAUAUUCCAAACACCUUAUGGCCUCCCAUGGGAAGGGAAGAUCUCUCCGGACUACAACAGACACCCCCCAGGUUACUUUCUUUAGCGUGAAAGUCAGGCUGCUGGAGACAGGAGAGAUGUUCAGAGUGCCAGGCUGCAGCCGGCUUACCAAGGUUGCAGAGCUGAAGGAGAAGCUUGAGUUGGCAGCAGGCAUUCCCGCUCACUUACAGAGACUUUCCUACAUCGAUGAAGGUGAUUGGCAAGAAGCCAGGAGAUUUGCCUGAUAAAUCAACAUUUAAAUACAAUGGAAUCAUUCCCAAGGGCACCAUAUCUUUGCGUUCUUGGUCCCAGGAUGGCUGCAGUGAUCUUGUUAAAGCAGCAGCUGAAGGAGAUUUACCAAAGCUAAAAUAUUUAGGGGUGACUGCAGACUCAAAUUAUAACACACCAAACUCUUUGCUUUUAAGCCUGGAAGCCAAAUGUGACUGGGUGGCAGCAAGAGCAAGCACUGCCCUCUACAUCGCCUCUCACAGAGGCCACACGGCCAUGGUACGCUUCCUUUUGCGCAAUGGAGCUAAUGUACAUGGCAAAACUUUAUUAGGGAGCAGCCCUCUUCAUGUAGCUGCUGCCAUGGGAAACUGUGACUGCAUUGAUGAACUGCUGGCUUAUGGGGCAGAAAUACAAGAUACUGAUGGAAAUGGCCAUUCAGCUCUUGACUUGGCAUCUCUCUGGGGCCAGAAGAAGGCCGAAAACAGACUGUUCCUUUACCAGUGGAAAAAAAGAGCAUCCAAAGUAUCACUUAAGUCACAUCUGGAUCCCAAGGAGCUUUUUCCUCAUCAAAAAUAUGACUCAAGUCUACGAACAUGGCGGUGUGGGCCUCAGGCAAAAAAUUACAUGGUUAACCUGGUUACCCAUGGAGAAUACUCUGGUACUAAUAUAAAUGCUCCCAGAAAAUCCAACAAUCAAAGAAGACCAGCAAAGCACGAAGAAUCUAAUGUAAACAUAAAACCAUGUAUAGAUGGUCUGAAACAAGGUUGAUGUUCACCUUUUGUAGCUUCCUAUGUUUUCAUUAAAAAAAAAUCAAAAAGUAAGUGAACUAGCUGCUUAAACACCUUUAAAAGAGCUUCUUUAAAAGUGCAAUGUAACAUGCAAAAGUAUUCUAAAUUUAAACUGAAUAUCACCUUACAUGUUAUGGAUUUCCUUUUGUACACCGUAUUUAUUAAGAACUGUAACUUUUAUGUUUCUUAAAGAGUAGUAGGAUUGUUGACCUCUAAGCCUGCAACUUUACCAUUUGGUUGGUCACAAGUUGGUUACUCUUCAGGCCAUUAAAUAUGUCUAUAAAUCCCUCAUCUUUCCUUUCUUAAUAAUCUCAAACUCCAGUGUGCAGUUGGCUCACAUAUGCACAGUGGCUCUAUGUUUGCCUACCCUAUACUUUUUACCUUUGUAAUAAAAACAUUUGUAAUAACUCCA